Messenger RNA from Salvelinus namaycush (lake trout), 1525 nucleotides. Its product is annotated as short coiled-coil protein B-like. Gene Ontology annotation, cellular component: trans-Golgi network. The record is from RefSeq and is a predicted model, not a curated record. Bases 187 to 429 code for a protein of 80 amino acids. The transcript is spliced from 4 exons. NCBI's taxonomy places the organism in Eukaryota, Metazoa, Chordata, Actinopteri, Salmoniformes, Salmonidae.
AGGAACAUCUCACGAAGGAGGCGCUUGACACAUUAAAUUACCUUGAACAGCUGCUGGCAGGAUUGUUGAAUUAUUUUCUGACGUUUUCCCAUUUCAGCACAACAUUGCAUAUUUAUUUUUUUUGUCUUUGAGGUGUCCCUGUAAGUCGCAGCCCUGCAUUCCAAAAAGGAAGACGAGUACUUCGCCAUGAGCUCCGACGGGGAUGGUGACAUGGAGAAUCAGGCUGAGCUGGAAGAAAAGACCAGGCUUAUAAACCAGGUGUUGGAGCUUCAGCACACUCUAGAAGACCUGUCGUCACGUGUGGAUGCGGUGAAGGAGGAGAACCUGAAGUUGAAGUCUGAGAACCAGGUUCUGGGUCAGUACAUCGAGAACCUUAUGUCUGCCUCCAGCGUGUUCCAGACCACUGACACCAAGAGCAAACGAAAAUAAGGGACCAGACAAGAACCGCCACUGCCCUCCUAAACCAACCCCCCUCUACCUUCAGCCCUCCUAACCCAAAUACCACCCAAUAAACCCCCCUGAACUACAGCUGGUAGAGUUUAUGCCUUUGUCGUCAUGACAUCCAUAGCCCUAGACCCUCCCCUCACUUCGCCACCUUUAAGACUUCUGCAGUGAAGCUCAAUUGUUUACGUUGGGUUACUUUUUAACUUUUCUAUUUAUGUUACAGUAUUAUUGCCAUUGUUACACAGUUGUUGUAUCCGACUUUGUUAUUUCUGGGUGUAUAUGUUUAUUUUACGACACAUAACCUCGCCGGAAGGAAGAGACGAGGGAACCGUGUCAUUUCAGAUUGCCUAGUAGUCUAAAUAGGUUUGUAAAAUUACGGUAACUAUCCCAAAAGUCUCCGGUUUUCCAGAGAUCUCAGUUAGAGUAUUCCCAGAUUUACUGCUUAUCCACGUCUAAUUACAGGAAUCUUCCAGCCAGGAUUUCUAGAAAAGCCAGGGAAUUUGGAGAAAGUUACUGGAAUUAUGCAACCCUAAGGGCUCUCUAUUCAAUCCGCAUUGCGGAAGUUCAGCUUUACAGCGUGAUUGAAAUUUAAAGGCAAUGUUCCCGCUUUAGCAGAGACCUCAUUCACGGUAAACGCUGCAUAUGUCGGCUCAAUGGGAAAUGACCUUUACAUUCCUAUCGCGGAAUCUGUAACACUUCAGCUUUACAGCUUGAACAGAGCCCUAAGGUCAUCAUGUUUUAAUAUUGUAUGCUUUAAUAUUGUUUGUCAUCAAUAUUAUUAGACUAUGCUUUUAGGUCUAGGCUCAAUUGCAAUGAUGAUUCUCUCCACUGGCAAAGUUUUCAUCAAACACACGAUGUUAAAACAGAGUUCAGCCCUUGUAUUUUCUACAAUCAAUUGUCAUUGAAUGAACAAUUUGGGGCUUGCGCAUGUGCAUCAAUGGUAGAGCAAGUUGAUUCGUUGCAUUUUUCAGCCAGUGGAAGUCACCCUAAACCUUGGUGUGUAGCCGUUGUGUACAUUUGACCGUUAUGUUCUUUUUUUAAAUGCAUUUGUUUUAAUAAAAGUGAUUUGCUUUUGAGUGUA